This is a messenger RNA of Trichogramma pretiosum, 926 nucleotides long. RefSeq lists its product as uncharacterized. NCBI's taxonomy places the organism in Eukaryota, Metazoa, Arthropoda, Insecta, Hymenoptera, Trichogrammatidae. The transcript is spliced from 3 exons. Bases 1 to 780 code for a protein of 259 amino acids. The record is from RefSeq and is a predicted model, not a curated record.
AUGUUCAAAUACGUCGUAUUCGGUCUCUUGGUGGCUUCGGCCAUUGCCACACCAGCCCCAAGCUCUGGCUUGGAUUGCAACGAGUCAGAUGAUCAGCUGACUUGCUUAGCCGUCAAGGCUGCCGCUACCCUCGAGAGGGCCGCCAGGUCAGCUGACAUCGAAAUCAUCGAUGGAGUUACCCUCGUCAGAGACACCCCAGUCGAACGCACCGGAAAAGCAUUGAAAUCAGAAUCUGAAAUCAUGUCCGAAUUGCCCGCUGAUUCCACCGAAAAAGCCAUGGCUGUUGCCACCAUGAUGUACGAUAACGCCGUCAACUUCCUCCAAAGCCACAGUUUGAACGUCGAUAUGUCAGAAGCUCGCCACCUCGACGUCGACGACAUUUUCUCGCACUCGCACUCGCACUUGCACUCGCACCACUCCCCAAGCAAGAAGCACAAGAAAUUGUUGUCUCCUCUGCUUUCCAUCAUCGGAGUCAAGCUCUUCGCUCUCGCCCCCUUCUUCUUGGGUAAACUCGCACUCGCAGUCGGCAAAGCCAUCUUCUUCAGCAAAGUCGCCCUUUUGAUUACUGGAGUCCUCCUCUUCCAAAAAUUCUUUGGCUCUGCUAGCCAGCUCGCCGGUGGAUUCCCAGGUGGUCUCUUCGGAAAGAACAACGUCACCCCACAAUACAACUACGAACCAGCCACCUAUGCCCAGGCUGGAGCUGGUGCAUACUCUGCUGGAUACCAGAGAUCUUUGGAUGCUCAGCAACUCGCUUACUCCACUCAAGCACCCGCUCAAUAAGUUAACAUCUACGGUAGAAAUACUUUAGGGCCAUGAUGGCAAUUUUAUUCAUGACACAUUGAAGAUUUUCCUUCCGCUGUUGAGUAUACGACUUUACUCGAGCGCGACGAAAAUCUCGUCCAAUGUUGCCUGACUUGACGACGACG